Molecule: messenger RNA, 207 nt
Organism: Prunus armeniaca (apricot)
Lineage: Eukaryota; Viridiplantae; Streptophyta; Magnoliopsida; Rosales; Rosaceae
Source: the annotation of a GenBank genome assembly
AUGUGUAAUGCUGACUGGUUAUCGCAGUGUAGUGUCGCAGGUUCUGAAUGCCGAAUGCCCAAGUCAUUGAGAAUAUAUCUCAGCCAUGUUAACUCGCAACAUGCAUCUGCCAUGGCACGGUACUCCGCUUCUGCAGACGAACGUGCAAUGGUGUUUUGUUUCUUUGAUUUCCACGAGAUCAGAGAGUUUCCAAGGAAGGUACAGUAA